AAAUGCUGUAACUGAAUGAAGAUUGAGUCCCUGACAAUUCAACAUCAUGGUUUAACCAGAUCAGCUGUACAGGUGCACAGUACAGGUGAAGCAAAUAUAAGGGGCGUUAUCGUGCAACCCUAUGGCCAGGCCCCUUACGGUGCACCACCUCCAGGUCAGUACCCAGGACAGCCAGGUUAUGGAGCCCCACCCCCAGCACAGUAUGCCCCUCCCCAGGGUGCUCCAUAUGGUGCCCCUGGGAUGCCAGGACAGCCGCCCUAUGGAGGAGCUCCCAUGGGAGGACCACCACCUGGAAUCGACCCCCAGGUAUAUCAAUGGUUCACAGCCGUGGAUGCUGAUCGGAGUGGACAAAUUACAGCCAUAGAGCUCCAGCAGGCCCUUGUAAAUGGAAACUGGUCUCACUUCAAUGCAGAAACUACUAGGCUUAUGAUAGGAAUGUUUGAUCGCGAUUUCUCAGGAACUAUCAAUCUACACGAAUUUUCUGCCUUGUGGAAUUACAUCCAGCAGUGGAAGGGAGUGUUUGAGCAGACAGAUCUGAACAGGACAGGCUCCAUUGAGGCUCACGAGCUGACUGGAGCUUUCCAGAGAAUGGGCUACAGUGUAUCACCACAAUUUGCUACCCUAGUCGUUUGUAAGUUUGACACGAUGGGCCGAAGACAACUAACACUGGAUAACUUCAUUCAAGCAUGUGUGAUGUUAAAAACACUGACAGACAAUUUCAUGUCACGUGACCCACAGAGGCAAGGCAAUAUAAGAUUAAGUUACGAGGACUUCAUGUGUUUGGCAGUGGCCAAUAAGCCAUAGAUGUUUUUCCUAAGCUCAGAGUACUGUAGAAUUUAUUUUUAAACAUAAUUAAUUAGUUGUUUCAGAAAUUUAUGAACUCAUUUACUAGAUAUCCUUAUUGAUUUUUUUUUUCUAAGCUUAUACAUGUUGUUUGAAAUAUGAAAUUACUGAUUAGAAGGUUGAAAAUAUUCAAUGUAUUAUUAAGAAUUAUAUGCAUCCUUGUUAAUACAGCAAUAGGUUGACAUAAUUAAGUUUGGGCCCUGACUGAUAAUCCCGGCUGUUCACAGGACAAAUAACACAGAAAACAAACAAACUUACUGAUGUCUUUUCUAAGCUUCUGUAAGCUGUUAAGAGAAAUUAAUGAAUAAUUUUGUAUUCUAUAAGCACUUUGUGGUCACCAUGUACAGGUACUUAAUAUACUGUUUAUAUUCUUAUCAGCAUUAUGGAUAGGGAAAAGUCAUGGGAAGAAGUCUUACACUGAAAAAUUAAAUUGUUGGCGUUUGAAAAAUUAAAUUGUUGGUGUUUGAAAACAAAUACCUGCUUUACCAAACACAAGUCUUUGAUAUGAAGUGUAAUAUUUAUAAAACAUACAUGAUUGUUUUCGUAUUUUAAGAAAAAGUUCAAAAAUAAGAAUUUGAUACGUGAUGCAUGUACAUUGUUAGAAAUUAACAAAGUCAAAUUAAUACUGCUGCCUUUCACAUCACUUUAAAAAUUGUGUGUGUUUUUUGUAGGUUAAGGGUAUAUACUGCCUUCUAUACAUGUGAUUUGUGAUAGAUAUUAAGAUACAAAUGUCUCUUGAUCUUAAAAAAACCCCACAGCAAUCAAUUCAAAUUACCUAAACGCAAUUUGUUUUCUCAGAUAAUUAAGAGAGUUAUGUCCCUUGGUCUGUCUCGGAUAAGUAGGAGAGUUAUGUCCCUUGGUCUGCUGCUACAGUAACCAUGGUACUACAUACAUACACUGUGGGCUGGAAUUCAUUUUAUUUCCCUGCAGAGUAUAAGACAUAAGAUGUCCAUUUAUACAAGAUCAAUAAUAGCAAUGCCUGUACAGUAUUGGACUAACAAUGACUGGUACAAUAGGGGGUUCAAUAACUUACAUUGAGGAACCAAUCUUGUUACAUAUACAUUGAUAACUAUUAUGAUUUUAAUCAUGAUUUGUUUGGAGUUUAAACAAAACAGUAGCAAUUAACUGCUAUAAAACAGUGUUAUUACUUAUUAUUUAGACCUAGUUGUAAUAUAUAUGGUCCUCUAAAUACAUAUUGUCCAUUCAUCAGUGGUCUAGUGUCUUCAUUAAUUGUGGGUUGUUUUUUUUAAUAAAAUUCUCACCUUUAUAAAGAACCAUGAAAUCCGAGAUAAUUUUGAGUUUCAGGGUUGUAGGUCAAGGUGACUUCCACUACAUGUAUUUUAAGAAAUUCUAUUUUGGCAUAUUUUAGCCGAGGGUUGAGAUUUUGUGUGAUGUCCACCAUUUAAGGUUAGAUCCAGUACCCUAAAACUAAGCAGUUGACAACAUUUCAACUGAAUUAAAUGAUGUAGCUUCUAUAAUUUGACCAAUUUACAUGAAUUGACAUGUCACCAUAUUUGGGUGACAAAACCUUUAUCGUCCUCACUGUAUUUGACAAAUCCCUGGCCUUUGAAGAGCAGUAGACAGCUUACCAUUAACAGGAUCUGGUCAGAAUUUUGGAGCCCACAAUUUGGGUCAGUUUUAGGGGUUGUACCAAUAAGACCUUUUAGAUGUUUCCAAUGCUUUGUUGAUAUUGUUUUUGUAAUAUUCACAUCCUUUUCUCUGAGAAUGUUUUUUUCUGAUACAAAUGUAUGUGUGCAUAUUGUUUGUAAAUGUGAUUAUUUGGUCUGACCUGGUACUACAUGUAUGUAUGUGAAAACAUGUGAUCUGUGUCUUUGUCACCUACAUAUAUCUACCUAGAGAAUCUGUAUAUACUAGUUAUACAUAAUAUCAAUUGUAUACGAUUGAUUAUGAAAAUGGAAUGAUAAUAAAGAACCCUAUCUAAACAA
Pecten maximus is the source of this 2789-nucleotide messenger RNA. RefSeq names its product peflin-like. The record is from RefSeq and is a predicted model, not a curated record. Gene Ontology annotation, molecular function: calcium ion binding. The transcript is spliced from 5 exons. Lineage: Eukaryota; Metazoa; Mollusca; Bivalvia; Pectinida; Pectinidae. The coding region runs from base 16 to 804 and encodes 262 amino acids. Gene Ontology annotation, biological process: COPII vesicle coat assembly.